AUGGUAUCUGCGGAGACAAGAUAUUCACCCCUGAAGAAGCUAGCGCUCAGCUUCGACGUUUCAGCUCAGAGGUUACGUCCGUACUUCCAAGCCCACUCGGUCGUUAUGUUAACCGACUCCCCUCUCAAACAAGUUCUCCAGAGACCCGAAGUUUCAGGUCAGCUAACCAGGUGGGCCAUCGAACUCGGAGAGUUCGACAUUCAGUUUCGUCCGAAAACAGCAAUUAAGGGCCAAGCUAUAGCCGACUUCAUUGUCGAAUUCACCACUCCAAGUGCAAGAGAGGUCAGUGCCGAAGGCGAGACUAUCGCACCCGAGCCUUCGUCCAACCUAGGAACUGUAUGGGAAACCAGAUGGAUCCUCUAUGUAGACGGAUCAUCCAAUGCUAAGCGAGCCAGAGCUGGGAUCGUCCUGAUCGCACCUAAUUCCACGUCCAUUCAAUACGCAAUCAGACUCGGCUUUAAAGCCUCAAACAAUGAGGCGGAGUACGAGGCUUUACUGGCUGGACUCAAAUUGGCAGCAAGUCUGGGUAUCCAGACUCUAGCAGAAAAUUCGUGGGCCGACGCCUUGGCGAAAUUGGCCUCAGCCUCAAAAGGGAGGAUCCCGCAGAUUGUUCUUGUCGAAAUCAUAGAACAUCCAAGCAUUGACCAGGCAGAGAAGAAAACGGUUAAUCCAGGGCAAGCUACUCUGAGCUGGAUGGACCCGAUUUUCAACUACCUCACAUCUGGCGAGAUCCCCUCGGAUAAACUAGAAGUCAGGUGCCUGAGAGUCCGACCUGCGCGGUACGUCGUCCUCGACGGUAUUCUAUACAAGAAAGGGCAUUCUCAACCCUACCUCAGAUGCCUCCGACCCGACGAAGCGGACUAUGUUAUUCGAAAAAUUCACGAAGAAAUCUGUGGAAAUCGUUCUGGCAGCCGAGCCCUGGCCCUGAAGAUACUUCAACAAGGAUACUUUUGGCUGACCCUCAAGCAGGAUUCGAAAGACUACGUCCAAAAAUAUGAUAAAUGCCAAUGCCACUCAGCCAUGCCAAGGAAGCCUGCAGAGGAAAUGACUCCCAUGAGCGGUCCAUGGCCGUUCGGUCAGUGGAGGAUCGAUAUCAUCGGCCCCUUGCCCAUAGGGAAGGGGCAGGUCAAGUUCGCCAUCGUCGUAGUCGACUACUUCACCAAAUGGGCUGAGGGCGAGCCGGUUGCAAAGAUCACUAAAUGGAAAGUGGAGGCAAUAAAUAAAGUUAUCAAACACCAUCUUAAAACAAAGUUGAAGAAAUCGAAAGGCAGAUGGGCCGAGGAGCUCUCAUUCAUCCUUUGGGCCUACAGGACCACAGUUCAGUCCUCAACUGGGGAAACCCCAUUCUUGCUUUCCUACGGCUCGGAAGCAAUGGCACCAGUUGAAAUUGGCCUUCCUACUGUUCGGGUGAAGAAUUACCAAGAGAACCAAAACUCUGAGCAGAUCACAGCUAACCUGGAUCUACUUGAAGAAGUCAGAGACAUCUCAGGGCUCUGA
Magnolia sinica is the source of this 1497-nucleotide messenger RNA. RefSeq lists its product as uncharacterized. The transcript has 3 exons. NCBI's taxonomy places the organism in Eukaryota, Viridiplantae, Streptophyta, Magnoliopsida, Magnoliales, Magnoliaceae. Gene Ontology annotation, molecular function: nucleic acid binding; RNA-DNA hybrid ribonuclease activity. The record is from RefSeq and is a predicted model, not a curated record. Bases 1 to 1497 code for a protein of 498 amino acids.